AUGGACUACCGUGACCAACACCGUGACGAUAUAAGCAGUCCCCGGAGCUAUACCGAUAGUCAAUGGAGCCCUCCUCCACCGGGUUUCCAUGAGCACGAUCAGAUAUAUGCAGCCGAGGGCUCGCCUCAUACCUACUCUAACGCAAACUCACCAGCAGCUGUGUCCCCUCCUCUACCGUAUGAACAUGAGUAUCACCAACAUCCUCAACCACAAAACCAUGAAACUUAUCAGCAAGGGUAUUCAACGGAGAAGGAGAUCCCAUACGCCACAGCUGUUCCAGUCGGCAAACCUACUCCAGAUUUCGAGGGACCUCAGGUAGUACCGGGCCAGUUCAGUCAUUACCCUCAUGGAGGCCGACCGAUGUCACCUUCGUCACAUGGAGGCACUACCAUUACCUCUCCGCACAUCCGGCCAUAUGGAUUCAAGGAGCAUGUCGACCCGUACGAUAAUCCUCAAGCUGGUCCUCCACCAGUGCCACCGAAGGAGGAUCGAAAAUGCGGCAUGAAGAAGCGGACGUUCUUUAUUCUCAUUGGAGUCAUUAUCAUUGCGAUUAUCGGUCUCGCCUUAGGACUCGGUCUGGGAUUGGGAUUACAGAAAAAAGACUCAGAUGAGAACACAGUUCAUCCCUUCUGUCGUGAUAAUCCUGAGUCAUGUAUUGGCGGCUCUCUCAAUGCCGACUACCUGUCGACAAAGGGUGUUUUCAACGGUACAGGUAUCGCUCUAGCUGGAGAAUCUUGGAAUAAAGGCCAACGACGGAUUUUCACGCUUUACUUUCAGCACCAUACAGGCGAUAUUAGAUUCAUGCAAUAUACUACGGACAGAAAAUGGAUUGGUGGGGGUAAAGCUCAAACUGUUGCUGGUGAUGCGAAAAGUGCAUCACCUAUAUCUGCAGUCUCCUUUGCCCUCAAUGAGACUCAAUAUUUCCAUAUCUUCUACAUCGACAAAAAUAACACCGUCAAGCAACUGAUCCAGUCCAACACAAGCGACAUCUGGCAACCAGGUCCGCUCAGCGACCUCAAUCUCAAAGCCUUCGACUCGCCAACCACUGGUUUACAGGCUUGCUACAAGGGGAACUUUUACGGAGAUUCCGACUUCACGAAAUUUCCUACAGCGUCUGGCCUCAAUAACACAGACCCCUUUGAGGGACAAACAGGCAUGAACAUAUGGUUUGCUGUCGACGAAUCCACCUUUCAUCAGUACGCCUGGUACAGCGGUCAAACAGAGGACGUAUGGGUACUCAUCGAACCAUGGUCUGGUUUCAACGGCCAUGCCGGUGUAGGCUGCUACAGCUGGGGCGCAGGCACCACAUCCUACGCCAUGUUAAAUAACAAGGACAAUGACGUGGAGUUCUGGUGGAAAGAUACGAAUGAGACCGCCACGUCCACGCCGACCCACCCCAUCAACUCCUGGACAAACGCCAGUAUGGGCGCCAUCAAAGACGUGUACCCCAUCACGUCUCUUGGCUACACAACGUACUUUUACGCGCAAAUGGCGGAUCGAAGUAUCAAGGGGUACAAUGUUACGUACCAAGCUGAAAACACAACGUUCAUUGAAGACCAGACGUUUACCGUUACUGAUGUAGCGGGUUCGGUGGUGGGGCUUGGGGGUACGCAUCUUACUGUUACAGCAUUUGCUGAGAAGCGUGGAGAGGAGACGUUGUGGGACAGCUUGUAUGUGUUCUUCCAGACGGAAGGAGAUGACAUUACGGCUUUCACAAGAGGUUUGAAUGGUGGCGAGUGGACAAAGGGGUCUUUAAGCAUUCCGGAUGAGUAA
This is a messenger RNA of Alternaria atra, 1773 nucleotides long. RefSeq lists its product as uncharacterized. The coding region runs from base 1 to 1773 and encodes 590 amino acids. The record is from RefSeq and is a predicted model, not a curated record. The transcript has 8 exons. NCBI's taxonomy places the organism in Eukaryota, Fungi, Ascomycota, Dothideomycetes, Pleosporales, Pleosporaceae.